GAUGAAUGUUACGAGCCGAGAGGACUCCUGUUUUUUUAUCUGCCAUCAGCAGAACAGAUAAACAAUGGAAUAUGAAAUUACGUUUAACAUUGUAGAAACUAUUUUUGGACGAGACAACCUUUAAUCAGGACUCUCCAGUAAACAACAAACUUUUAGAUUAAAUUAUAAAGGCCUGAUUAUGCUCCGGGUUAGAUCUAGAGAGGGAAGUAUGCAGAGAAGUAUACCUGGAAACAUGAACUGCAUGAACAACAAUAUUGAGUCUGGAGGGAGAGAAGAUAAGGAUCCUGUAUCCAGAGAUCAUCAUAAUUCCUACAGGAAGAAACUGCAAAAAGGAGAGAAACCAUUAAGCACACAGGAGAAGAGGUUUAUGCUGUGCUCGGAGCGGGGAGACUGUGCUUCUGUUCGGAAAAUGAUAGAACUCUACAAGAGUAGAGAUGACUUUAAUAUAAACUGUAUGGAUCCCUUGGGACGCACUGCGCUCUCUAUAGCAAUUAUAAAUGAAAAUCCAGAAUUGAUGGAAAUCCUGCUGGAGAACGAGAUCAAGACCUAUGACAGUCUUCUCCUGGCCAUAGAGGAGGAGUAUGUUGAUGGUCUAGAGAUCCUUCUAGAACACGAGGAGAGAAUAUGGAAACCAGGGACUCCACAUUCAUGGGAGGCUGUUGAUCCAGUUUACUCUUCAUAUACUCCUGAUAUAACACCAUUAAUUCUAGCAGCUCAUAAGAAUAAUUAUGAAAUAAUCCGUAUUCUGCUGGACCAAGGAGCUAGUCUUCCCCACCCUCACAACAUCAAGUGCAGCUGUCAACCUUGUAUAAAGUUUCUCAGUGAAGAUUCUCUGCGCUACUCUCUCUCUAGACUCAACGCUUACAGAGCUCUCUCCAGUCCAUCCUUGAUCUCACUAACCAGUCAGGAUCCUAUACUCACUGCUUUCAAACUAUCCACUCAACUCAGAAACCUGGCAAAGAUGGAAGCUCAGUUCUGUCAGGAAUAUACCUCAUUACGUGAACAAGUACAAAGCUUCGCAACCUCAUUAUUGGACCAUGCCAGGAGUUCGUAUGAACUAGAAGUGAUUUUAAACUUUAACGGAGAACAAACAACCUGGACUCCCGGACACCAUCAAACCCUAGGUUAAUUUUAUUAAAUCAGAGGCCGAGUUUAAAGAAUUUAAACCGCGUCACUGAACCCCCCAA
This is a messenger RNA of Eurytemora carolleeae, 1187 nucleotides long. RefSeq names its product transient receptor potential protein. The transcript is spliced from 12 exons. Bases 179 to 1129 code for a protein of 316 amino acids. Gene Ontology annotation, biological process: calcium ion transmembrane transport; regulation of cytosolic calcium ion concentration; manganese ion transport. Gene Ontology annotation, cellular component: membrane; cation channel complex. Lineage: Eukaryota; Metazoa; Arthropoda; Copepoda; Calanoida; Temoridae. Gene Ontology annotation, molecular function: protein binding; inositol 1,4,5 trisphosphate binding; store-operated calcium channel activity. The record is from RefSeq and is a predicted model, not a curated record.